Messenger RNA from Meloidogyne enterolobii, 1116 nucleotides. NCBI's taxonomy places the organism in Eukaryota, Metazoa, Nematoda, Chromadorea, Rhabditida, Meloidogynidae. The record is from the annotation of a GenBank genome assembly.
GGCUCUUCACUACUACGAAUUUGGCCAUGUAUUAAAAUUAAUGAAGAUGAAUUUAGCUUUGUACCCACUCACCUGAAUGAAUGUUUUGAACUCAUACCAAUUCAGCUAACAACCGAAAAACAAAAGCAUCUUGCCUUCCUAGACCCGACAACAAUGAUAAUUCAGCCAACUUCAAGAAAAGCACCCUGUACUCAAUUUCAAAGAAUAACUUUAGAAUUAGACAAUAAAGUUAUUGAGAUUGACCAAAUUACUGGGGAAGUAACCAAGCUCCUUCCUAGGGCAAUGAAAACCAAGGAACUAAGGGCAUUUGAUAUACCAGAAAUUAAGGCCCAUUCCUUUCACCAACUAAUUCUAGUGAACUUAACAGAUCUUAACACGCACACAUUCAUGACUAAUUUAGUUAAAGUAAGUGAACUUUCCUACAGACUUGAAAAUAAGGACAUGGUUAUUACUAAAACUUUAUCUGAACAGUGGAAAGAAGCUGGUGACAGUCUGACAAAAGAAAUAAUUGGGGAUUACACUUGGGCUUGGAAAAUAAUAGUAACCAUCUUUAUAUCAAUUCUAACCCUUGACCUAGCAAUCAGGUGGGGACUGAAGAUUUUAGAAGUUUAUUUAGGUGAAGGACAAUUAGGCAGAAUGUUAUUUAGUAGGACUACUCCCACUGUUAAUCAAGUUCAAAAAUUUGUAGAACAAAAUCCACAGAAAGAAAAAGUGAACGAAGUUAAACCUGAACCUAAGUCAUGGAUUCCUAAAGUUUCUAGAUUUCCGAGUCCAGACACAAGUCAAGAGGUCAUAAAUAUGCUAACCGUAGAUCCUCUACCAAAAUUUAGGGCUUCGGCCUCAAACAACCAAAUAAACUUUACUUACCCAAGUACUGCAGUAACAAGAAUUAAAAUAAAUAAUCAACCAAUAAAUUGUUUAGUAGACACUGGGGCAAGCAUCUCUAUCGCUCCUCUAUCACUCGCCAAAUUUUUAAAUGCAAACAUCGAACCCACAAGCAUAAGCAUAACUUCUGCCUCAGGACAUGAGAUUUCAGCGAACGCACAAAUGCAAGUAUUUUUGGAUUUAGGUGGACACAAACAGACCGCAAACAUUAAUUUAGAUGUGACUUAUUGA